AUGUUUGAAGGUCUUAUUUAGAAAGUAUUGUUAGCCAUCUUCGGACGGUUUAUAGAUGGACUGGAUAAGAAACAAAUCAAUUUGUCGUUUUUGAAGGGUAAUUUGGUAAUCGAGAACGUUUCGAUAAAGAAGGAAGCUCUUGAGGCCUUGCAAUUACCAAUUGAAUUGGUGUACAGUUCAAUACAAAGAAUUGAAAUAAAUCUUCCGUGGAAUAAAUUGACUACUUAAAGAACAGAAAUAAAGAUCCAUAGUGUCUUCUUGUUGGUCACAACUGUGUCUGAGGACAUGUGGGGAUUGGAGGAGAUCAAUUAUUAUAAACCAAAAGCAGCUCAAGUGAGAGCCUACAUCAAGAAAGUGAUGGAUGAGGAAAUUAGGAAGCAGGAAACAACGACAGAUAACUAGGAACGCGAUCAAAAGGAGGCAGGGUUUUUUCAAAAAUAAUUAACAAGAAUAGUUGAUAAUCUUUACAUUUCAAUUUCCGACGUGCAUUUCCGUUAUGAACAUUGUAUUAGCAAACACUCUUUUUCGUGGGGCAUCACUAUAAAUCAUAUCACUUAAUAGACGGUGGAUUCUGAGUGGAAAAUUUCAUAAACAUCUCCAUACAUUCAUGAACGCAAGGACUCCACCUUCGUGAACAAACAGAUACAAUUAUCGAAACUGGCAAUGUAUUGGAACUCCGAUGAUCAUUAUCUCAUUUUGAGUAGCAUCAUCAAACCAUAACAUGACAAAAAUAUAGAUGUUCAAAAAGUAAUUAGCAAAAUGGACCCAUACAAAAUCGACUUGGAUCUUCGUCAACGUACAGUCUAUCAGAUUGAUGAAAAAAUGCAGGCCAGAAUAUAAUCCAGGUUAUAGUAAGAAUUGGUCUACGAGCCAGAUAAUCUGACCAUGGGAAUCAAAACAUCCAAAUCCUCAAAAUACAUAUUCUGUCUCAAUGCUGUAGCUAAUGUUGUACAAACCUAUCAGAAUUUUAGGAAAGUCCCAGAAUACAAGAUUAAAGUCGAAUUACAGGAAAUGGAUUUCAAAAUCAAGCAUACCCAAUAUAAAGAGAUCUUAAAACUUGUCUCCAUAUUCAAUCUUUACUAAUACAGUGCCAAAUAGCAGAUGGACUAGUAUCUCACCACUGUUCUGCGACCUUAGCCAUAAGAUUUCCUGAAGAUGGAAACGAACUCUCUCUACCUCCGAUCCUUAUUUUAAUAUCUGGUUAAGGCUUAGAUCAUGGAAAUAAGAAGGAAAAGAUUUCUUGAGUUCGAAAUGAAUGCCCUACAAAGAAAAACUACACCAUCAGCCUUAUUGAAAUCAUAGCAUAGAGAGUUAAGACAGUAUCAAUAAAUUGUGAUAAAGACUUCAAUAACUACAUUGUAAAUGUGGGCAAAAUAAGCCUUGGAAAUAUAUGAGCGAGCCAAAGAGCACCACCAAAUUGAGUAGGCAUUCAAGAAGGAAAUUGAAAAAGCAUAUAAGCCAUCAGCUUUUAUGGAUGAGGAAACCUAUGUUUAUUUAGAAUUUAGGUUGUCAAUUGUUAAAGGCAGUUUAAAAUUAUUACGAAAGCACAAGAAUUUGGAGGAGGGAUUCACCCUUUUGUGGAAGAAUUUUGAUUACUUUUUGCAGAAGAGAAGGAAUAAUUUUGAAGUGGAGUAAAUAAUACAAGACAUGGAAGUUUAGAUGUUCAGUGUUGAAGAGAAGAAUGAUAUAAUUGUACCGAUAGUUAAGAAGAUAAAGAGUUAUGAUAUUUAGGAGAAACCUCUCAUCUAUUUCAAAUUGGAGAAACAUCCUCUAUCCAGACCCAAUUACUUCACUAGUAUUUAUUUGGAUGUUCAAAAGAUUGAAUUCAUGGUGUUUGUAGCUUCAUUAUAACGAGUAAUUGCUUAUUUUAGAAUGCCUCCCCAAGAUGACAGGCAGCAAGAAGGCAAAGUGAAGGAAAACCUAAGCAAGAAUAAGAAGGAGCAGAAGAACAAAAAUGAUGACCCAGAUUCUGAUAAGAAAAUAGAAACUCAAACCAAGAAUUAUAUCAGUAUUACUAUUUAAUCUCCUAUCGUUAUUAUACCAAAUCAAUAAAUAAAUGAUUUACAUUCAGAUUGUUGGGUAUUGAAACUGGGAGACUUGGAAAUAAUCACUGUUGAUGAUCGGCAAGUUCCUGGUUUUAUUAAAUUAGGAUCUGAUCAUUACAGAAGAUUGGGUGUAAGUGGAGAAAGCAUGGGGAAAUCACGAAUAGUGGAAUAAUAACCCUUAUUGACUGUUCACAAUGAAAAAAAUUAGCUUGUUAGUUAGUUUAAUUUUGCUCAGGUUAAUUCGAUUAAUCCUUUGGAAAAGUCAUCGUCACUCUAACAAUUAUAAUAACCACAAUAGCAUUCUCUCUAAUAGCAGCAUUAAAGAAAGCAUCAUAAAUCUUAGAAUUACGAUAACUAUGUUAUGAAAUUAAAAUCAGUUUAAUUGCAAUAUUUUUCAUCGAUUCAUUAUUUUUACAACUACUAGAAAUUGAGUUAAACUUCAAGGGGAAUGGAGAUCUUGAAUAAUCCAUUGAGGAUGAGAUCGAAAAAGUAUGAUGUCUUGGAGGAUUUCUCUAUGGAAUUGAAUCUCUAUUUCAAAAAGAGCAGUCAAGCCAAUCUGCCUUAGACAAAGAUCAAUUUUGAACUGCCUUCUUUGACUGCUUCAAUCAAUCCAGAAGUGCCCUACACAUUUUAGAAGUUGAUGCAAACAAUAAAUGAUUUGAGUGCUGAUCAAUCCCUAAGUAGUAUAUUGCAAUAGGAGAAAUCUAAGUUGAUAAAAUAUAGUUCAUGCAAAGGGAUCCUGAGAAAGAGAGGCAAGUUCUUAAGAUCUUGGUCAUCCUACUUUGCAGUAUUGUCUGGAUGGUACAUAUACUUGUAUCAGAAUGAGAGUGAUGUUGAUUAUAAUCAAUAUGUUGGACUGCGAGAUGUGGUGGUGUCUGAGGCAUAAUAAGAUAUUGGAGUGUAGAACUCGUUCAAGAUCAAAUCUAAGAAGGAGAUCAUCUACUUCUAGGCCAAAUCAGCUUAGGAGAAGAACAGGUGGUUCAAAUUCAUUCAAUAGAAGAUCCAUGACAUCAAGACCAAAACAAACAAUCUCAAAAUUGGAUCAGAUAAUACAGUGCCACAAUAAAAUGAUAAGAGUAAGAGGGAAUUCGAAUAAACAACUAAGCAAAUGCCUAAAUUGAAUGAUGAAUUGCAGACGAAAUACAGAUUCCAAAUCAAAAGGUUUUAAAUUGAAUUGAAAUACAAUCAAUAAUCUGAGAUCUUAAUUACAUUUGAUUAAAUCAAAUUGCUCAGUCUGUCAGGAAUAAAUGAUAAUUAUUAAGAAUUCACAAUUAGUUCCAUUUCAAUUGAGGAUCAUGGCCAAUCCAUUUUGAGAUCCAUCCAUUAUUCUCAACCCAAUACUCCUAACAUAUUGAAAGUCAGACCAAGUAUAACUGAAAAUAAGUUACUGAGAAAAAUCAAAUAAGUUACAGACUAUAAGGAAGAAGAAGCCUAACAAAUUCACGGAGCCAUACGAGUUCGAAUGUGCAAUACAGAUUCUCAUCAACCCAAUCAACCUUAAUCAUACAUUGUAGCUUAGCUAUCCUCUUUGGAAGCUCAUUAUCUAGAGUCCUUUCUUGCCAAAAUCAACUUGUUCCUAGUCCGUCCAUCUUUGUAGAAGAGCAAAGAAAGUGCAACUGAUUUAAGUGAAUUUACAGAUACUACACAACAAACUACAACCAUGAAAUAUACUCAAAUACCUGUUAGUGAAACCAAGUUCAUGUAGACUAGGUAGGAUUUGACCAAAGUGAAUAUUAAGAGUGUGAGAUCAUUUACAUUGCAAAAGUCUUCAGUCUCAGAUUCUGAUCUGCAUGAUGGUCAGUAGGUUGAAAGCAAUGAGAAAUUACCCGAGAGUGUCAUAAAGGUCUCCAUUCUAACACAGGAUAUUAAGUUGAUUGUGAUUGUUUUAGAGAAAGAGAAGGACAAGGAAAAGCCUAACGAAUUUUUAUAAUUGCAAGUAAACUAAAUAGGUGCAGUAUUGACCAUUAAUGAUGAUGAGUACUUUAUCGAAGGACAUAUUUAGAAAAUAGAAAUUAUUGAUCUAAAGUCAUUGUAAGGGAAUCGACAUAUGUUUUUGGGGAAAAAGGAAUAGAAGGAAAGGAAAAAGACUAAAGAAGAGAAGAGCAAGAAAAAUAUUGGGAUUCCAGGAUUAACUAUAUUCUCAAAUAAGCAAUAAAUUGAAAAAGAGAUGGUGUAAUUUAAAUAUUCUAAAUUCAAAAUCCCAAGCAAUAACAAUGAUGUUUCAGAUGAUCUUUAUUUGAUCGUCAGAGAUUGUUUCAUAGAUUACUUGCAUGCUACAAUCAUAAAGGUUUUAAGUUUAUUAGAGAUUGCAUAGAAGAAAAAGCAGGCCAAUUAGGAAGAAAAUGAGUAAGAUUUAGAGCUUAUCAAAUAGAGACUCAAUUCUCCCUCAUUUUUCAAGAUCAAAGUCUUACUCGAAAAUCCAAAGAUACUUAUUAAACCAGCUGGUAAUAUUAAUCAGUCCUUUGAACUUCAAAUUAAGUAGGUAAGUUUUGAGUUGGAUGCUAGUUAAGAGAAAAAUAAAUUUCUUGAGAUGUCUGUGAGAGCCAAUAAGAAAUAGAUCCAAAUAGUUGACAAAUUGGAUUCGCUGUGGUGGUAAAUCAUAGUUGUCUCUGCAGACACUAUGAGAAUAUUGAUUAGAAGUUCCUCUGAAUUACAAUACAUAUCAAACCCUUUUUCUGGAGUGUUACGAAUCCAAACCCCUAUGUUUGUAAGUGAAUACGAAACCAUAUUUCCAAACAUCGUUCUUAAUAGGAAUCAAGAGAUCAGAAUAAAAGUAACCGACAUUCAACUGAACAUAUUAAGAAAUCAUUAUUUAUUCUUAUUGCAGGUUAUGCAAACCUAAUAUGAAAUUUAGAGUCUAAAAACUUAGAAGAAAAGAAAACAACAAUAGUAAGUUAAGAAAUAGCAGAAUCAGGCUGCUUUGAUAUUCAAGCUAUCAAAAAUCACUAUUAGACUAAUGGAUGAAUGCAAUUAAUUUGCCUCACAGGGGCAAUUUCUCAGACCAUUGGUGGAUUUAAGUUUAUUAGAUAUAGUUUUUCAAUUUAAGACGAAUAUAUCCUUGCAAGUUUAAGAUCUAAAAAGCACAUACUACCAGUAUCCACAAUAGGAUGAUAAUAAUUUGAUAGUGAGAAUAUAACAUGUGAUCAAUAAUACUGUUUUGGAAAGGAGAAAAUUAGAGGAAUUUUUGGAUGAAGACAUUUUGGAAGAAAAGGUUAAGGAAGUGAAGGAACUGAUUAAUGAGAUGAAGAUGGAAUUUUAUAAUGAAUAACCAGUGAGCAGAUUUGACAUAGAUGACAAAUUGAGUGUUAAAGCAAUAUUAGGUGAGGACUCUACAGAUGUCAGUAUCAAUAUUGGUGAAUCGAAAUACUUGAUUAAUGCUUAUUACCUUAAGACAAUUGCUUUGUUUUUUGAAAUACCCAAAUAUGAGGAUGAAGUUAAAAGUUAAUAGUCUCCACCUUCACAAUAAACUGUUCAGACUUAAAACAGAUAAAAGUAACCUUUAUUGAAUGUGAACAUUAUUUUACUCAAAACUCUAAUUAUAACACAUAAUGAAGCUUUAAAGAAUUGUUUGGUUUUGCAAUUGGAUUCUUUUAUCAAGUUGAAUGAUGAAUUAAAUAAUGAAGCUCAUCGUAACUACCAUUUAAAGAAUAAAGAAAUUUAUUCGAAUCAAUAGAACAUAAAGAAUAGAAAAUUGGAGUUGAGUCUCACAAUGUCAGUGUUUAAUGCCAACUUUGCAGCCAUCUAAAAGAUAUCAAAAUAAACUAAGAAAAAAAUGAUAUUAUACCCAAUAAAAAUUGAGUUCAUGAGAAACCAAUUUGCUUGCGAGUGUGAUAUGAAUUACUCUAAUUAUAAGUUAGAUGGUCAGAAUGAAUAAAUAUCUAAUAUCAUCAUAUAGGAUUAAUUAAGGUUUGAUAAGAUCAGAAUCAAUACUUCACACAAUGAUUACGCUCUAAUACUACAAACAAUCAAGUAUUAACAAGAGUAGGUUAAGUUGUGCGACUAAUUUUUCAGUGAUGAUCAAGAAUCUUCAGUUAAUGAAACCAUAAUUCGAUAGUUGCCUAUUAAACCAUCAUUGGUGACCGAGAUGACAAUUCUGAGUAGAAAUGAUACAAAAAGGAAGAGUUUCUUGCCUGGGAAAACACAAUUAAGCAGAUUAAAAUCAAGUGUACUCUAAGGGUCUCAAUAGAAGGACGAAGUAAUGUAAGUGUUUUAUGCAGCAGCGGAUUAAGAGAUGGAGAUGGUAAAAGAGGAAGAGAUUUUGUCCGAAUAGGAGUUUCAAUACGAAACAAUAAAGCCAUAGGUGAAAAUAAGUAGAAUGAAAAUAAAGUUGGAUCUUCUGGAGAUAGUAUUGGUUAAUGAUAUAAAUAAAUCAUUUGCUCCAUUAUUGCUAUUUAGAUUCAAUGUGAAGAAAUUUCUGUUUGAUCAAAAUUACAUCAGCAAAGCAUUGAAAUGUUUAUUCCAAAUUGAAUUGAUGUAUUUCAAUCCAGUUGUGAGUAAGAUGGAACCCAUUAUAGAACCCUACCUAUCAGAGUUAUUGAUUGUACAACAAAAUCAAUAUAUGCAAACCAUCCACCUUAAUGGAUUGACACCCAUUUUGGAUAUGAAUCUAUCCACUGAUAUGAUCCUCAAUCUAUACAAAACAUUGACUCAAUGGCAGUAAUUAGACUAGGAUGAUGAAGAGGACACCUUCAGAAGAAAUGAGUCCAAGAAGAUUACGAGAUUGGCUAGUAUGAAGGGUAUUUCCUUUAAGGAAAACCAAGACAAUGUGACUCUCUUUUCGCUUCACAAUAAGAGUGGGUAUACUCUUAAGGUUUAGAAGAAUGGAAGUGAUGGUUUAAUAGAAAUAUCAAAUAAUGAUUCUAAAAAUUAUGAGGUACAAUCUCACGAUGAAGAUUAUGCUAAGACCUUUGAAAGUGACACAAGACUAAUGAUUAAAUUUUUAGAUGCUUCGAUGGCUUAAAAUGCUAUUAGUAAUGUUCCCAUCAAUUAUGCUGGAGUCAAGAAAUUAUUUUGGAAUGAUCAAGCUUAAUACUAUGUGCUCAGUACUUAAAUUGAGAAUCUGUAGAAAACGAUUACCAUCUAUUCUCCCUACAUGUUUGUUAAUUAAACAGAUUGUGAUUUGUCCAUCAAAUUAUCUUGCAUCAAAAUCACAAAAAACUUCAUCCUCAAACCAGGAGAACAAGCAGCCAUGCCAUAAGAAUUGUAUAAGGACGAUAGUUUUAUUGUGAUUCAUUUCUCUGAUUCCAAAUACACCAAAUUAACUUAACCAAACGAACCCAUAUUCAUUAAGAGGAUAUUCCAUGACAUUACCAUCUAAAUACACCACUAUCCGUGUUACACCUUAGCCACUCUCAAUACUACCUUAGUUUAGAAUGUCAAAUAUAUUGAAUUUAAACCAGCCUUUAUUUUAUACAAUUUAUUACCAGUUCCUCUUUAGUUUCUAUUUCAUUCAAAUGAAAAUCUGGAAAUUUAAAAAUUCAUCAUCAAUCAUUAUAAGAGACCUAACAAUGUGAUACAAUACGAAAAACAAUAGUCGGCAUUGUCUAGAGGAAAUUCAUUGUCUCAUUUAUAGAAUGAUUAACAUGAUAACCUUGUGAGGUCAGUAACAAUUACAGAAUUUAACUACACAGCAACAAUCAAAGUAGAAUCAGGACUGAUAGAAGUGGUUCCUUAAGGGGAAUUACAAUUGCAUUGGUUGAAGAAUGGGGAUCAUUUGGGAAUCAAUUUACACGUCAGCGGCUUCGAAUUAAGUUAAUAAUAGGAUAUCACAUAAGCCACUGAAUUUGAGUUGAGAGACACCAAUAAUAGUUAAAGUUGUCACAUCAAAGUCGAAAAAGAGCAGACCAAACAGACCAAAUUGAUUUAUUUCUCAGUCCAAACUUGCAUUAUUAACACAACGAAUCAGCGAUUAAAAUAUUACACUUUGAAGGAUGAAAAGCCGCUACUGUUAUCAGGAUAAAACAAGGAGCUUAAACCAGAUAAGGAGAGCUUUGAGAGCAAUUACGACAAGAUCCAAAUAACUGACACCAUUAAAUAUUUAAUGAUUGGAGUGGAGGAUUGCAUCUCCAAUGAAGUGAAUGUUGGGAUCUUGGGGUCUUUGGGAUUGCAAUUGAAGUAAAAACAUGGAGGCAUUGUUUCAUUAAACGAGUUCGGCAUUCACAUUUCAUUGGCAAAUAACGUAAUUAGAAAAGGUGUCUAUACCAAAGUCAUUGAGAUAAUGCCGAGAUUUGUGGUGUUGAAUAAUACAGGUGUGCAAAUCAAUAUUUGUUAAUCGGGAUAUGAGUCAUAACCAAAACGAUUAAAUCCGAACGAGAGAUAUCAUUUGAUUUGGCCUGAUUGCAGAUUAGAGAAAUCAAUCCGAGUAUAGAAGUAUGGUAAAUACAAUUGGAGUGGAGACUUAUUUAUUAAUGAAAUUAGAAGUACAAAUUUCUUUUCUUCUGGCACUAAUGAAAAUAGUUAAUAAUUAAGUAACAUUUCCAUUGAACAGCAGAAGAGUCGAAUAUUCGAGAAAUCAGGCAUCUACAAAUAGUUCAACCUGAAGAAAUAUGAUCCUUAAGAGUUUCUAAAUUAUAAAGAAUCACUGCCAUUGCAAACCUCAAUGCUUUGCUAAUCAAGUUAGGACUUCUUUAAGGAUUGCUUGUUCCUGACUGCCGAAAUUACGAAGGUCAAGGCCACUAACUUCAUUCUAUUGGAAUAACAAAAUGAGGAGAAUCAGCUCUACAAAUUGGUCAACAAGUGUAGGCCAUUCAAAAUACAUUAUGGUUAGGAUAGUUAUAACAGCUUUUAGGAGUGGGUGUUGGAUUGCGAUUAAACAGUGCCUUUUUCUUGGGAACAGCCAAGUCAUUCAUUCAAGUUUAAAGUUAAAUUUGUUUACAAUCAAAAAGUUGAACACAUUGAAAUCAUAGAUUUCUAAUAAUAGGAGAGUCUUUAGGAGAUCAAGUUUUCUAAUUAUUUUGUGUGGAUUAAGUCUGAAUUCUAAGGAUAAACCAGAGUCAUUACAUUUUAAUAAGUCAAUGAAACUAUGCGCAAUAUGACUACUUCUCACAAACGAGAAGUUGAGGAUAUUCACAAGUUAAUUAAAUUGUACAUCUCUCAAUUAGGUAUCUCCAUAAUCACAAAGCGAUAAAACAUGCUUCUAGAAGCCAACUACAUAUAUUUGAGUGGAAUCGAAUUAGGAAUCAUGUAGACCGAAAAUGAAACUACUGCUCAAUUGAGAGUUAAGUUUUUCCACAUUGAUAACAACACUUCUUUGGAUACUACUACUCCUGUAUUGAUGACAUUGAGAAGGUACUAUCAAGUCACCCAUGAUCGAAAUUACUACUUUUUAGAAGCUAGUUGUUCCUUUGAACAUCAAGUCAAAGCCAUUUUAUUGUACAAUUCCAUCAAGAUCUACAUUCAGCCAUUCCAAUUACAAUUUGACGAAGAAUAUAUUCAAGUAGUUCUUGAAACCAUCAAGUAAGUCAAACAAUGUCUCUAAAACUAAUUUGAAUUAGAGUAUAAUGGAUCACCUCACUCAAUCAAAUCUUUAUGUUUCUAAACUCCUUAACAAAGACAUUAUUACUUGGAAUCUAUGUUUCAACAAAACUCAUCCAACCCUUGUAUUGUAUGGAAGUCUCUAGAAAUUAAAAGAUCAAAGAAAUAGGUUUACAUCAAAGAGUUUGUUCUCUCCAAAAUCGAUUUACGAUUCUCCUUUCAUAAAAGAUUCAGAACAAAUAUUUAAUACGAUGAAAAUGUAUUCAAUCUAUUUUCUACAGCCAUUGGAGCUACGGUCUAAAACUUUAAUGAAGCUGAAAUCAUCCUUGAUUGUUUCAGAUUAAGAUCAGUCUAUGAUUCAAAAGAGAUUGUACUCCAAUCCAUUUAAGAUCAUUAUAAGAGUGAGAUUAUCAGAGCUAUCUUAAAAAUUAUUGGCUCUAUUGAAAUCAUUGGAAAUCCAGUUAAGUUUGUUCAAUAAAUUACAAAUGGGGUUGUUGACUUUGUCGAAAUGCCCAUACAAGGUUUACGACAUGGUCCACUUGAAUUUGGCGUUGGAUUAUGCAAGGGUACAGGAUCUCUAUUAAAAAAUACAGUUGCUGGCGCUUUCUACUCUGUUAACAAAGUCACUGGAUCUAUUAGUGCAAGUGUUUCAUUACUUACUAUGGAUGAUGACUAUUUGGAAAAACGAAGAAUAUUCAUGUUGAAAAGACCUGAUCACGUUUUGGAUGGAUUAUCUUAAGCAGGUCAUUGUCUUUAUAAUGGAUUUUCUAAUGGUAUUACUGGUGUUGUCACCCAACCAUAUCAAGAAACUCAAAAAAACGGAUUUAAAGGAUUCGUUAAGGGCACCCUGAAGGGAUUAUCUGGUUUGGUUGUUAAGCCUAUAGCAGGAGUUCUAGAUGCUAGUGCAAAAGCAGCUGAAGGUGUUGUUUCGACUGCCACUCAUUUCGAUGAUAAACCAAAUGACACCAGAAUCAGAUAUCCGAGGAUUUUCUAUGAGAAAUCCAAAUACUUUUAAAAGUAUAUCGCUUUAGAUGCUCAGGUAGUUAAUUUCCUUGUUGGCUUUAUGAAUGGAAGAUAUAAGGACAUCGAAAUCGUUACUUGCAUUCCCUUGAAAGAAUCUGAAACCUAACUUAACAACAUGUAGAGACAAAUAUUAUCUGCUACUAAAUCAAUUCAUGAAUGUUUCAAGUAUACUUCUAAAAUACUAAUAUUAUCAUAUUAAUAUAUUUUAGUACUUGAGAACAUGACACUUGUCUAAGAGAUUAUAACAAAAGAAAUUGUAGAAAUAUCACAGCCAAUUAAUGGAUUCCUUAGACUCUCAACAGAAUUCAAACCAAAUAUAGAAAUUAACAUACUGUUGGAUGACAUUGAAUUGAAAAAAGCCACCUCAUUAUUAGAUUACUUACAUUAAUAAGUUAAAAGUCAAUAUGAUUGA
This is a messenger RNA of Paramecium octaurelia, 10953 nucleotides long. Lineage: Eukaryota; Ciliophora; Oligohymenophorea; Peniculida; Parameciidae. The record is from the annotation of a GenBank genome assembly.